Phacochoerus africanus (Common warthog) is the source of this 6887-nucleotide messenger RNA. It is a transcript of the gene BICRAL, whose product is annotated as BICRA like chromatin remodeling complex associated protein. The coding region runs from base 600 to 3842 and encodes 1080 amino acids. The record is from RefSeq and is a predicted model, not a curated record. Gene Ontology annotation, cellular component: SWI/SNF complex. Gene Ontology annotation, biological process: positive regulation of DNA-templated transcription. The transcript has 12 exons. NCBI's taxonomy places the organism in Eukaryota, Metazoa, Chordata, Mammalia, Artiodactyla, Suidae.
CACUGAGUGAGGCCAGGAAUCGAACCUGCAACCUCAGGUUCCCAGUUGGAUUCGUUUCCCCUGCGCCAUGACAGGAACUCCGAUGUUACCUUUUGAUAAGCUUUCCCCUGACUUCCUCCUGUCUCACCCAACAUCUCUUCUCCACUGACAUUCUACUCACAUGGACCAUCAUCACCCAGAUCAUUCGGCUGCUGAACCAAUUCACCCAUCAGCUGGAAGGUCCCAAUCUGGGGGGUGGCUACUUACCCCUUCCAGACCCUUCCGAGGAAAGCAAGUUUCCUUCCACGUGGCAGGAUACAUUUUAUAUGUGUUUGGCUGUGUGACUGAUAGGGUGGAAAGUUGAGGGGAACUGGAGAGGAGAUGGCAGUUUUAACCAAGAAAAAACACUCAGUCGAAACCCUGCCUCUGCCUUCUUCGGGCGUGUCCCUCUUCUGGGCAUCUCUUCAGGAUUUCAUUCCUCCGUCCAACUGCCGUUCACAACUGCCCUUUCCAACGGCUCCAGAACUCUUGGCCUUGGCAUUCCGUGAUGUAAAUUAUUCCACGCAUGGCUCGAAAUGGGUGCGAAGCAGUGUUGCCAGGUGUCGGAUCACUAGUUUGUCAUGGACGAUGAUGAUGACUCGUGUCUCCUUGAUCUUAUUGGAGACCCGCAAGCAUUGAACUAUUUUCUACAUGGACCUAGUAAUAAGUCGAGCAAUGAGGACUUGACUAAUGCUGGAUAUUCUGCAGCCAAUUCAAAUUCAAUUUUCGCCAACUCUAGUAAUGCCGAUCCUAAGUCAUCCCUCAAAGCUGUAAGCAGCCAGCUUGGAGAAGGGCCCAGUGAUGGACUGCCACUUUCAAGUAGCCUUCAGUUUCUUGAAGAUGAACUUGAGUCUUCUCCUCUUCCUGAUCUCAGUGAGGACCAACCAUUCGACAUUCUUCAGAAAUCCUUGCAGGAGGCCAAUAUCACUGAACAGACAUUGGCAGAAGAGGCAUAUCUGGACGCCAGUAUAAGUUCAAGCCAACAGUUUGCACAAGCUCCACUUCAUCCCUCUUCAUCAGCAUCCUUUACUCAGGCUUCUAAUGUUUCUAAUUACUCAGGUCAGACGCUGCAGCCUAUAGGGGUGACUCACGUGCCUGUUGGCACAUCGUUUGCAAGCAAUACCGUGGGUGUGCACCAUGGCUUUAUGCACCACGUGGGGAUCAGUGUGCCCAGCCAGCAUUUGUCCAAUAGUAGUCAGAUUAGUGGUUCUGGGCAGAUACAGUUAAUUGGGUCAUUCGGUAAUCAGCCUUCCAUGAUGACGAUUAAUAACCUAGAUGGAUCGCAAAUCAUAUUAAAGGGCAGUGGACAGCCAGCCCCAUCAAAUGUGAGUGGAGGAGGGCUCCUGGUUCACAGACAGACUCCUAAUGGCAACUCCUUGUUUGGGAACUCCAGUUCCAGUCCAGUAGCACAACCUGUCACCGUUCCGUUUAACAGCACAAAUUUUCAAACGUCUUUACCCGUGCAUAACAUCAUCAUACAAAGGGGUCUUGCACCAAAUUCAAAUAAAGUCCCAGUUAAUAUCCAGCCAAAGCCUGUCCCGAUGGGCCAGCAGAACACAUACAGUGUGAACAAUCUGGGAAUACAGCAGCACCACGUCCAGCAAGGGAUCUCCUUCGCCUCAGCGAGCUCACCCCAGGGCUCCGUGGUUGGUCCGCACAUGUCGGUCAACAUUGUAAACCAACAGAACCCAAGAAAGCCGGUCACCUCCCAGGCAGUGAGCAGCGCCGGGGGCAGUAUCGUCAUUCACUCUCCCAUGGGCCAGCCUCACACGCCCCAGAGUCAGUUCCUCAUCCCCACAAGCCUUUCCGUCAGUUCCAGCUCGGUACACCACGUCCAGACCAUAAAUGGGCAACUGCUUCAGACUCAGCCCCCUCAGCUCAUUUCUGGCCCAGUGGCCUCGGAGCAUGUCAUGUUGAACAGAACCUCUUCCAACAUGCUCAGGACCAACCAACCGUAUUCUGGACAGAUGCUUAACAACCAGAAUACCGCCGUCCAGUUAGUGUCUGGGCAGACAUUCGCCGCCUCUGGAAGUCCGGUGAUCGUCAAUCAUGCCUCGUCUCAGAUUGUUAGUGGACAGAUGCCCUUGCAGCAGGCAUCACCAACCGUGCUGCACCUGUCCCCUGGGCAGAGCAGCGUCUCCCAAGGACGACCUGGGUUCACCACCAUGCCCUCGGUGACCAGCAUGUCAGGACCUAGUCGGUUCCCUGCCGUCAGCUCAUCCAGCACCGCCCAUCCUAGCCUUGGGUCCGCGGUUCAGUCUGGUGCAUCAGGAUCAAACUUUACGGGAGAUCAGCUGGCCCAGCCAAACAGGACUCCAGUACCAGUCAGCGUGUCUCAUCGUCUUCCAGUCCCUUCUUCCAAAUCAACCAGCACCUUCAGUAAUGCACCUGGAGCAGGAACCCAGCAACCGUUCUUCUGUCAGGCUCAGAAAAAAAGUUUGAAUCAGACGUCCCCCAUUUCUGCUUCCAAGACUGCAGAGGGCUUGAGGCAAGCUCCCAUCCCAGGCCUUUUGAGCACUGCGCUGCCAGGGCAGGAUUCUGGAAGCAAAGUUAUACCGGCGUCCUUAGGAACCACACAGCCACAGCAGGAAAAAGUAGUUGGAUCAUCUCCUGGCCAGCCAGCUGUACAGGUGGAUGGUCAUUCGGGAGGACAAAAGAGGCCUGCUGCAAAACAACUAACUAAAGGAGCUUUCAUUCUCCAGCAGUUACAGAGGGACCAAGCCCACGCGGUGACACCCGACAAGAGUCAGUUCCGAUCACUGAGCGACGCGGUGCAAAGGCUGCUCUCCUACCACGUGUGCCAGGGCUCCAUGCCCACGGAGGAGGACCUGAGGAAAGUUGACAAUGAAUUCGAAACAGUUGCCACUCAGCUCCUAAAAAGGACCCAAGCUAUGCUUAACAAGUACAGAUGCCUGCUUCUGGAAGACGCCAUGCGGAUCAAUCCCUCUGCUGAGAUGGUGAUGAUCGACAGAAUGUUCAACCAGGAGGAGAGAGCUGCCCUCUCCCGGGACAAGCGUCUGGCCCUCGUGGACCCCGAGGGUUUUCAGGCCGAUUUCUGUUGUUCCUUCAAACCCUGUAAAGCUGCUCCUGAGACGCAGUUUGGCAGGAGUGACCAGCCAGGCAGUAAAGCAGCCAGUUCUGUGCAUCUGCCGGCCAAGGCCCAGAGCAGAGACCGAGCCAAACCAGGCAUGGCAGAACCAACAAAUCAUGACCAAUUUCAUCUAGUGCCUAAUCACGUCGUGGUCUCCGCAGAAGGAAGCAUUUCCAAAAAAAACGAAUGCCUCGGCAGAGCCUUGAAAUUUGACAAAAUGGGCUCAGUUCCGUACCAGAGUGCGUCCGACGACAAAGGCAGCCGGAGAGACUCCCUGAAAGGCAGCGAGUGCUCGCCCGGCCCGGAAGGACACCGGAAAAACUUGUCCAGACCAGACCACGGUCCUGAGAGCAAACCCUCCAGCAUCCUAGCGGACUCUCACCUGGAGCUGACGUGUAACAGCUCCUUCCAGGACAAGUCUCUGAGGAAUUCUCCAAAGAAUGAGGUUUUACACACGGAUAUCAUGCGAGGGUCCGGCGAGCCGCAGCCGGAUCUCCAGCUCACGAAGAGCUUAGAGACAACGUUUAAGAACAUCUUGGAACUCAAAAAGGCUGGGCGGCAGCCCCAGAGUGACCCCACGGUUAGCGGCUCUGUGGAGUUAGACUUCCCCAGCUUUUCUCCAAUGGCUUCGCAGGAAAACUGCCUGGAAAAGUUCAUCCCGGACCACAGUGAAGGCGUCGUAGAAACGGACUCCAUUUUAGAAGCAGCUGUAAAUAGCAUCCUAGAGUGUUAAUAGCCGCAGUCCUCCCCGCCCCGGCCCGGGACCCGCCCGCCCCGCGGACAAGUCACAUCCUUCCCUGGCAAAAGCGAUGGAAACGGUCUCCUGUCUCCAGCCUGCUUGAUCUUUCAUCACAGGUUAUUCUUUCUAAUCUCGACCCCAUCCUUUGUUUCAGAGCAAUACUCGUCAUGGUUACAGGGAAAUCCUUUAGGAAGACUGAUCCUUGUUAGAAAGCAGUCUGAUAGGCCCUACACAUUUCAAGUGUUUGGAAAGUGCUUAGAGUCCUUUUUUGUUUGUUUUAUUUAAAAAAAGAAAGAAAACACUGUAACUCAGUGAGAUCACAGUAUACUUGGCCCUGGGUAAAAUCCUGACAAUCGUAAGUCAUUUGAAAAGAACAAGACUUAUUAAAGAAAAUCAAAUGGGACUGAUAGAAGAUACUUUUUAAAAAAAAUAUCCCACUGCAUCUCCAAAUUUUGGCUUUGGGGGGUGGUGUCUUGGGGUUGUGGUGGGCGGGAGAACCGUGGCUCUCCCCUCAGCCGGCUCUGAGCAGUCCGUCCCGGCUGCCUGGACCCACAGCCCAGGCGUGGGCACCCGCAGCGCGCACGCAGGGCUCCGCAGGGCUUCCUUGUUCAUCGUUCAAGUGCUUUUCUGAUGCUCCCAGAGCAAAACCUCACCUUUUCCGCAUAUCCACGUUGAAUCUCAUCUAGGGAACAUUUUGUUCUGAGUUGCAACAGCAUGACUCGAGGUAAUCUCGCCAGGCUAAAUAAAGGCAAAGAGAAACCAGUUAAAAGGCACAGUGUAUAGGGGAAGCCGGGGUAGAGCCAUGAGGAAUAUAAUAUGUAUAUAUGUAAAAGCAUAUAUAUGUUAACUAUUGAGAAAAAAAAACAAGCGUUUUGCAUUCUAUCAUUGGAUCUAGUCAACAUACAACGUAUGUUUUUGUUGGUUGCUGGGUUUUGUUUCAUUUAACCUCUCUUCGCACCCUCUCCCACAACAAAUAGCCAAGCGCAUCAAAAGCACUUUCAUUUGAAAACUAUGUUGUAAUUUUUCAGUUUAAACGUUAAGGGGACUUUGGCCUUGUUUCUGCUUCUUGUUGUCUGAGAACAGUAGUCGCCUCCCACCCCCGCCCCGCAGCGAUCAUUACCAAAACACAGACAAACCAAAGGUAGCCAGCCGGCCAGCCCGCCACCGAGAGGAGAGAUCUGAGACACGGGAUUCCCACUUGAGAGCCAAAGGACAGCCCUGUCACGGUUUGUGUUUGGCCCAUGUCCACGUUCGUGAACGUGACUUAGUGCUUUAUUUAUUUAUAUUUCUUUUCAGGGAGCUUUCCCCAUUUUCCUCUCUUGUAUACCUGCCCCAGGCCAUCGCGUUUCUGUUGUCACUUUCAUCCUCAAUGUCAUUGUAACCGGCAGUAUCUCCCAGCACUGGGAAAGCCACAUGUGGCGUUGUGUGUACCCUCAUACGUACAGGUGUGCGUGCGUGCGUGGGUCUGGGCUGUUCUGAUCUGGAGGUCUUUUUGGCUGCGGUGUGCACACGCCCACCCGCGCUCUCCUUUCCUCUGUCCAUCUCUCUGGCUUUUGAGGAGCACUCGCUGGCCCUUCCUCUAACUCGUUGCCAGGAUCUGCCUCUGGCCGUUCCCAGAAUGGGGACGACCCCACUGGCAUCAUGUUGGGCAUUUCUUUUCCAGGUUGGCCUGUGAUGGAAAGGAAGGCUUCUGAUUCCUAGAAAACACAGCAACAGAAGACCUAGACUCUCCCCGCCCCUUCAUCCCCUGCACAAAGAAACCCUUCAAGACAGCCAGCCUUCACCUUCUCCCUGCCCCCGCCCCCGAGCCAAUAGAAAUUGGAAAAUCUGGGCCGUUUUACGGUUGCCAUGUUUUCCUUCCUUGUGCCAAUGUCCAAGUUGCGGAUUCCCCCUUUUCUUGUAUUGUAACAUAUUAGAAAGAUAAGUUGGUGUUGCCAGUUGGAACUUUCUGUUUGGGCAGCCCUGGGGUGACACCCUGCCCUGAACCCCAUGAUUUCAGAGGCCCUUCUUCUCUUAGGCCUCAUGCUCCCCUAAUUCCUAGCAAGGCUUAAGGAUGGUCCCUCCCGAUCAAAUUCUUCUCAUUGUGGAAAUUCGUGCCCAGAAGCCUUCACGUAUGAAGUUACAUUAAUUACUUAAUCAAUGGAAUUCUUAGAAGACGAGAUAAGCUUCAUGUACGUUGUCACCUCUCUUUCUGCCCUGUUCUGCCCUGCCGCCCCAGUCCUAGCUUUUCAAUCUACCAUCUGAAAGGGUUCUUUAAGCCCUGACACCUGUCUAGCAAACGGAGAGCCUAAUUUACCAAAAUGAAACUUGUAAAUUUUUGUGUCCUUGUAUGUAAGUUUACUUUUUAUUGAGGGAAGAUUCUAGAUAAUGACGAAUGACGAUUACGAAAUGUAUUUUACUCCUGUGAUUAGGUCAUAACUCGCAUGUCCAGGCCCCUCUGGGAAAGGGUUAGAGCUCCGCCUGGGAUGGCCAACAUUCACUUGUUCAGGUUCCUUAGUCAAAAUUCAGUUUUAGAACUACUUGUACUCAGUAACAAAAAUCAUUUUCUUUCUUUCUUUUUUUCCCCCUUUCUGUUGUUGUGGAAAAGCGUGAAUUUGUUAUUAAGCGUUUGAUUUUCUGUGUCCUUAAGUACUGCCUAAAGAUAAAAGCAAAUUUUAAACUGGCAAUUAAGAAAAAGAACUAUUUUAGCUGUGAAGAAUUUAGUAGAUUUUGUUAGAUUAGGGAGGCCUUACAGACUGACUUGACUUAAAGAGGACGCGUCACUCACUGUCAGUGUGGUGUGGGCUUUAUUUGCUUCAAUACCUUCAUUUGUAUAGUAUGUCUCACUUGAAAUUGCUUUGUAUACAUUUUGUAAAAAUAUUUAUAAAAUGUUUUGUAAAAAAAAGUAUAACAAAUUGCAGUUUAUUUUGUUAUGUUGGAUAAAUACUGUUAAAAGAAACCAGUCAGUAACUAUAUUGUUAAUCCAUGGUUAGGAAAUGUUUAGUUGGAGAUUACAAAAUGAAACAACCAUUGCAAUACAGCCAAAGAUUUGGGAAAAUG